CGUGGUUCCCGGGACAACAAGGAAUGGUUUACAUAUCCAGCUUCCCCUGCCUUCUAGGAUCUUCGCAUCCUAAUGCAGAGUGCUAGAUGCUUCUUCACUGAUCUGCUGGCUGGACCCAGGCCUGCAGCUUGCCACACUGGUACCCUGCCUGACCGGGAAGAAUUUGUGCUGCGAGCCUUGUGACCAUUUUUCGACUGUCAGGUCUACAUCCCGUGUGCCACACAUGGGCGACUGGAGGCUAGACUCGCUCUGGAGCAACUCGCUUUGGAGCAACGGUUUAAAGACCACUCUGGCCCAGGCUGGGAACUAGCGGUUCUAAAGUUGGCUUCGUUUCCAUGGUGUCGGCCGCGGAGCCGUGGGGGCGGGCUCACGCAAGCGCCGAGGAGGCGGGUGGAGGCAGCUGAAAGUGGGUGCGCAGGCGCCUUGAGAGACAGUGAAGCCGGUGGUCGGUGGCCGGGCGGGACCAACAAAGAUGGCGGCGGCCCUUGCGGCGGGAGCGACCUGGGCAACAACUGCGGUUAAAGCUGCAGCCUGGCCCGCAGGGAGGCUGCACGGGGGUAGGAGGGGGUGGCCUUGAGCUGGAGCCUGGCCCCGGCUGGCCUCCCCCGCUGCUUCAACGGGGGACAGGUCCAGCUUGCGGUGUCCACAAUGCCCCAGGCUUCUGAGCACCGCCUGGGCCGGACUCGAGAGCCACCUGUUAAUGUCCAGCCCCGAGUGGGAUCCAAGCUACCAUUUGCACCCCGAGCCCGCAGCAAGGAGCGCCGCAACCCAGCUCCUGGGCCAAACCCCAUGUUACGACCUCUGCCUCCCCGGCCAGGUCCCCCUGAUGAAAGGCUCAAGAAACUGGAGCUUGCCCGGGGACGGACCUCAGGCCCUCGUUCCAGAGGCCCCCUUCGGGCAGAUCAUGGGGUUCCUCUACCUGGCUCACCACCACCAGCCGUGGCACUGCCUCUCCCAUCCCGGACCAACUUAGCCCGUUCCAAGUCUGUGAGCAGUGGAGACUUGCGUCCAAUGGGGAUUGCCUUGGGAGGGCACCGUGGUGCCGGAGAGCUGGGGGCUGCCCUGAGCCGCUUGGCACUCCGGCCUGAGCCACCUACUUUGAGACGCAGCACUUCUCUCCGCCGUCUUGGGGGAUUUUCUGGACCUCCCACCCUGCUCAGCAUACGGACAGAGCCCCCUACUUCCCAUGGCACCUUCCAUAUGCUAUCUGCCCGGCCCUCUGAGCCUUUCUACUCUGAUGACAAGAUGGCUCAUCACACAUUGCUUCUGGGCUCUGGUCAUGUUGGCCUCCGAAAUCUGGGAAAUACAUGCUUCCUGAAUGCUGUGCUACAGUGUUUGAGCAGCACUCGGCCUCUUCGGGACUUCUGUCUUCGAAGGGACUUCCGGCAAGAGGUGCCUGGAGGAGGCCGAGCCCAAGAGCUCACUGAAGCUUUUGCAGAUGUGAUCGGUGCCCUGUGGCACCCCGACUCUUGUGAAGCUGUGAAUCCUACUCGAUUCCGGGCUGUCUUCCAGAAAUAUGUUCCCUCCUUCUCUGGAUACAGCCAGCAGGAUGCCCAAGAGUUCCUGAAACUCCUCAUGGAACGGCUACACCUUGAAAUCAACCGACGAGCCCGCAGGGCUCCACCUAUCCUGGCCAAUGGUCCAGUUCCCUCUCCACCCCGCCGAGGAGGGGCUUUGCUAGAAGAACCUGAGUUAAGUGAUGAUGACCGAGCCAACCUAAUGUGGAAGCGUUACCUGGAGAGAGAGGACAGCAAGAUUGUGGAUCUGUUUGUGGGCCAGUUGAAAAGCUGUCUCAAGUGCCAGGCCUGUGGGUAUCGCUCCACGACCUUCGAGGUUUUUUGUGACCUGUCCCUGCCCAUCCCCAAGAAAGGAUUUGCUGGGGGCAAGGUAUCUCUGCGAGAUUGUUUCAGCCUUUUCACCAAGGAAGAAGAGCUAGAAUCAGAGAAUGCCCCAGUGUGUGAUCGAUGUCGGCAGAAAACACGAAGUACCAAAAAGUUGACAGUACAAAGAUUCCCUCGAAUCCUCGUGCUCCAUCUGAAUCGAUUUUCCACCUCUCGAGGCUCCAUCAAGAAAAGUUCAGUAGGUGUAGACUUCCCAUUGCAGCGACUGAGCCUAGGGGAUUUUGCCAGUGACAAAGCCGGAAGCCCCAUAUACCAGCUGUAUGCCCUUUGCAACCACUCGGGCAGUGUCCACUAUGGCCACUACACAGCCCUGUGCCGGUGCCAGACUGGUUGGCAUGUCUACAAUGACUCUCGCGUCUCCCCCGUCAGUGAAAAUCAGGUGGCAUCCAGUGAGGGCUACGUGCUGUUCUAUCAACUAAUGCAGGAGUCAUCCCGGUGCCUGUGACACCCCCUUUAAGCCCCGGCACCUGAAAACCCCUUCCAACACCCUUAAGCCCCCCAGCCUCCCCAUUUACCUCAGAGACGUCUAUUUUUGUGUCUUUUUAAUCGGGGAGGGGGGAGGGGGUGGUUGUAGCUCCCAUUAUUUUUUUUAUUAAAAAUUACACUUCUACCUGGAGGCUCCCUUGUCUCCCAGCCCCGUGUACAGAGCUCACCAGGCCCUCGACCAUGUACAGCCCCCAGGACCUCUGAAAUCUCACUUUUUGUGAAUAAAUUUAAUAAGAAAGUGA
Molecule: messenger RNA, 2629 nt
Organism: Chinchilla lanigera (long-tailed chinchilla)
Lineage: Eukaryota; Metazoa; Chordata; Mammalia; Rodentia; Chinchillidae
Gene: Usp21
Product: ubiquitin specific peptidase 21
Exons: 13
Coding region: 649-2346 (565 amino acids)
Biological process (GO): protein deubiquitination
Cellular component (GO): cytoplasm
Molecular function (GO): cysteine-type deubiquitinase activity
Source: RefSeq, a predicted model, not a curated record